UUGUGCGUGGGUGCGUGCGUGCGUGUCUCACUGUGGCAUCCCCACCAUACUGCUGCUGUGCUGUAUUCUCCUCCGCGAGAGCGCGCGUAUCCGGUGCACGGGAUAUCCGACCUCACCGGUUAUCCGACCGAUCAAAUCUGCCAUCAUACACAUAUUUUAACGUCACGCUUGUGAUAUCACCCUUAAAGGCGGGGUACUGACCGGCAUCAUCAAAAGUACCGAGUGGCGUUUUGGGCCAUACAUCUCAUUCUUAUUGCAUCUGAACGCUUCUUUAUACCUGACUGAAGUAUGCCAGAGAAAAGAGACAGCGGAACGGUAAAUGCAUCACGGGAUUAUUGAUAUCACAUCGAAUGAGAAUCAACGUAAUUUGGUCUGUGGCAUAAACCUUCAUCCUUAGGAGUGGGUGUACAGGGCUUCUUGAGGAAGCAGACGCAAUGGCCAAUGCCUCAACAGAUCUGGACAAUGCUGAGGCCCAGAGACAACUUAACAACAACAACAGGCCUGCAAGCACAGGAUUCUGGGAAACAGAGACCACCAGUGCCAAACUAUUCGAGUGCUCCCGCAUCAAAGCACUAGCGGAUGAGAGGGACGCAGUACAGAAGAAGACGUUCACUAAAUGGGUGAACUCGCAUUUGUCACGUGUGUCCUGUCGUAUCUCUGACCUUUACAAUGACCUGAGGGAUGGUUACAUGCUUAUCAGACUUCUGGAGGUGCUGUCAGGAGAACUGCUGCCCCGGCCGACGAGAGGCAGGAUGAGGAUUCACUGCUUGGAGAAUGUAGAUAAGGCUCUUCAGUUCCUCAAAGAACAAAGGGUUCAUCUAGAAAAUGUCGGUUCUCAUGAUAUAGUCGAUGGAAACCACCGGCUCACUCUCGGCCUCAUCUGGACCAUCAUCCUUCGCUUCCAGAUCCAAGUGAUAAGGAUCGAGACAGAAGACAACAGAGAAACACGUUCAGCUAAAGAUGCUUUACUGUUAUGGUGUCAGAUGAAAACAGCAGGGUACCCUGAGGUCAACAUUCACAACUUCACCACCUGCUGGAGGGACGGCCUGGCAUUCAACGCUCUCAUUCACAGGCAUAGGCCCGAUUUAAUUGAAUUCCACAAGUUAACCAGAUCCAAUGCGACACACAACCUACAACAAGCCUUCAACAUAGCAGAGCAGAGUCUUGGACUCACCAAACUAUUAGACCCUGAGGAUGUAAACACAGAAAAUCCAGAUGAGAAGUCCAUCAUCACCUAUGUAGUAUCCUACUACCAUUACUUCUCCAAAAUGAAGGCACUUAUCGUAGAAGGGAAGAGGAUUGGUAAGGUGUUGGAUAACGCUAUAGAAGCUGAGAAGAUCAUUCGGCGGUACGAGGCUUUAGCCUCUGACCUGUUGGAGUGGAUUGAGAAAACCAUUGGCAUCAUAAGCAAUCAGAAGUUCGCUAACUCGCUGUCUGGUGUUCAGCAACAACUUCAAGCCUUCACCACAUACUGCACCAUCGAAAAGCCAAUCAAGUUUCAGGAGAAGGGAAACCUGGAGGUGCUGCUUUUCACCAUCCAAAGCAAGCUCAGAGCUAAUAAUCAGAAGCCAUAUGUGCCUCAUGACGGAAAACUGAUCUCAGACAUCAAUAAGGCAUGGGAGAGAUUAGAGAAGGCGGAGCAUGAAAGGGGUGUGGCUCUUAGAAAAGAGCUGAUUCGUCAGGAAAAGCUGGAACUUCUCGCUCAACGAUUCGAUCAUAAGACCACUAUGAGGCAGGCUUGGCUAAAUGAAAACCAACGCCUGGUCUCACAGGACAAUUUCGGCUACGACCUGCCAGCAGUAGAAGCGGCCAUGAAGAAACACGAGGCGAUCGAAGCGGACAUCUUGUCGUAUGAGGAACGCAUCAGUGUGGUGUUGGAGCUGGCUUCUGAGAUGGAGUCCGAAAGUUACUACGACAUCCGACGUAUCUCGGCACGUAAAGAAAACAUACUCGGUCAGUGGAAUCUUCUAAAGGAGCUGGUGGUGGGACGGAAAGCCCGUCUGGAGAAGAACCUGGCCCUGCAGAAGACCUUCCAAGAAAUGGUCUACAUGAUCGAUUGGAUGGAGGAAAUGCAGGUUAAGCUGCUGUCUAAGGACUAUGGAAAACACCUUCUCGAGGUCGAGGAUAUGCUACAGAAACAAAGUUUACAGGAGGCCGACAUCGCCAUACAGGCUGAGAGAGUUCAAACGCUCAACACUUCAGCUCUUAAAUUCACCACCAUUGAAGGCUACCAGCCGUGUGACCCUCAGGUAAUAUGUAACAGGGUCAGCCAUGUGAACACCUGCCUGGAAGAGUUAAAGCAGCUGGCCGCUAAGCGUCGCUCAGAGCUUGAAGAUUCGCUCGAGUUGUGGGCCUUCUUCCAGGAGGUGGAGGAAUCAGAGGCCUGGAUCCGUGAAAAGACUUCCAUUUUGGCCACGCAGAGCUGCGGAAAAGACCUGAGCAGCGUCCUGCGACUUCUGCAGAAACACAAAACUCUGGCCGGGGAACUGCUGGCCCGUCGCGCCCUCCUUCAGCAGACCAUGAAGAAGGGCAAGCAGAUCCUCACCCAGAAGAGCUUCGGCACGGCGGGAAUACAAGAGAGGCUGAUGGAAACCAAGGUGGAGUGGAAGAGAUUAGAAGAGCAUGCGGCACAGAGGCUGUGUAACCUGCAGGAGGCGUUAGACUUCUUUCAGUUCAGCACCGAGACGGAUGAUCUGCUAGCUUGGCUCCAAGACAUCUACAGACUCGUUUCCAGUGAGGACUUCGGGCACGAUGAGUACUCGACACAGUCUCUCCUUAAAAAGCACAGGGGCGUGCGAGACAGUAUUGACAAACACCGCGUGCACGUUGUGGGCCUUCGAAAACACAUGGUGGCGCUGCCGUUGCAUUACCGGGAGCUGGACGAGGUGCGAACGCGCAUGUCGGAGACGGAGCAGCUCUACGCAGAGGUGGCGGAGGUCGCCGUGUUGAGGCAGCAGUGGUUGCACGAUGCAUUGGCUGUGUAUCGUAUGUUCAGCGAGGUGAACGCCUGUGAGGUGUGGAUUGAUGAGAAGGAGCAGUGGCUGAACAAAAUGGAUGUUCCAGAGAGACUAGAGGACGUGGAGGUGGUGGCACACAGGUUUGAAAGCUUGGACCAGGAGAUGAACAGUCUGAUGGGAAGGAUACUUGAUGUGAAUCAGAUUGUCCAGCAGCUGUUAGACAGUGGUCACCCCAGCUCUACUGAAGUCAGGGGUUGCCAAGACCACCUUAACAGCAGGUGGAACCGAAUCGUUGAGCUGGUUGAGCAGAGGAAAGAUCACCUGGACUCAAUCUUGCGUAUCCAGAACUACCUCCUGGAAUGCACGGAGAUCAAGUCCCAGAUUCAGGAAAAACGGAAAGCCAUAGAUGCCACACAAUACUUGGGCAGUGACCUGGGCAGCGUGCUGGCCCUGCAGCGUCGUCUCUCCACCAUGGAGGGUGCUCUCUCCGUUCUUGAGCCUAAACUCAUUCACCUUCAGGAGGAGGCAGAGGAUCUCGCGACGUCCCAUCCGGGAAAGGCGGUGGACAUCCUGGUGCCUUUUGAGGGCAUCAGCGUAGAGUGGGAAGAACUAAAGCGUACCUUGCAAGGAUGUGAAGACUCCUUAACCGUCGCUGGACACCUGCAGCAGUUCAUCCAAGACUUGGACUCGUUUCUUACCUGGUUGGUGCAAACUCAGACCGCUGCUGCUUCAGAUGAGCUUCCCAAUGCUUUGGAGGAUGCAGAGCGGUUGAUAAACCAACAUGCAGCACUUAAGGAGGAGAUAGGGAGAUAUGAAGAAGACUAUGAACGUCUUCAGUCUGUGAAUGAGCUCCUGGAGUCCGAGGAAGCGCCGUUACCUCAUGGAGCUCUGCAGCAGUGGCUACACAAACUGGAUGUGGGUUGGAACAAGCUGCUGGAGAUGUGGGAGAGCAGGAGGGAGGUGCUGGUUCAAGCUCAUAUCUUUCAUCUCUUCCUGAGGGACGUCAAGCAGGCAGAGUCCUUCCUCAAUAACCAGGAGUCGGCAUUGGCUCAUGUGGAGCUCCCCACCACAGUGGAGACAGUAGAGGCAGCCAUAAAGAAACACAAGGACUUCACCACCACCAUGGAGCUCAACCUGCACCGCAUUAAAGCUGUCAUAGAGGCUGGAGAGAGUCUCAUCAGUCAAAACAACAUCUAUUCAGAGCGGAUCCGAGAGAGAGUGGACCUGCUUGCUAACAGAGGAAACCAGAACCGUAACCUUGCUCAGCAGUGGCUUAAUAAACUAAAUAUCCAGUGGGAGCUUCAGAGAUUUCUGCAAGACUGCCAUGAGAUUGGUGACUGGGUGGCAGAAAAGAUGCUAAUGGCCCGCGACACCUCUCGUGACGAGACGCAGAAACUUCAUAAGAAGUGGCUGAAACAUCAAGCCUUCAUGGCAGAACUCGCUCAGAAUAAAGAAUGGCUGGACAAGAUCGAAAACGAGGGCCAGCGGUUAAUGCAAGAGAAACCAGAGCUGAGCACUCUGGUCAAGAAGAAACUGGAAGAGAUCCGUGAGUGCUGGCAGGACCUCGAGAGCACCACCCAAGCCAAAGCCCGACAGCUGUUUGAGGCCAACCGGGCCGAUCUGCUCAUCCAGAGUUACUCCAGCCUGGACCAACGGCUUGAGAAUCUCGAGGGACAGCUGGCACACGUGGACUACGGCCAGGAUCUGACCACUGUUAACAAGCAGCUAAAGAAACUACAGUCGAUGGAGUGUCAGGUGGAAAUGUGGUAUAAAGAGGUAGGGGAACUGCAGGCCCAUGCAGCCUCCAUCCCUCAUCAGGGUGAGAUCAUAGAAAAGGUGUCUGAGAAACAGAACGGUGUGGAAACACGAAUCGUGCGACUGAUAGAGCCUUUGAAAGAGAGACGUCGUAUCCUACUUGCUUCUAAAGAAGUGCACCAAGUAGGCCGUGACCUUGAGGAUGAAAUCUUGUGGAUUCAGGAGCGUCUUCCAAUGGCCACCUCUCAGGAACAUGGAACGAGUUUACAAGCUGUACAGCAACUCAUGAAAAAAAAUCAAAGUCUGCAGAGAGAGCUUCAUGGUCAUCGUGCACGGGUGGAGGAUGUCCUCGAGCGAGCUGGGGUGAUCGCGUCUAUCCGCAGUCCAGAGGCAGACAGCAUCAGAGCGGGUAUGGAGCAACUUCACCACCUGUGGGAAGGUCUCUGGGCGGAGACGGAGCGCCGGCAGCUCACGCUGGAUGCCAUGUACCAGGCACAGCAGUACUACUUUGACGUGGGAGAGGUGGAGGCUUGGCUCAGUGAGCAGGAGCUGCACUUGAUGAACGAGGAGACGGGAAAGGAUGAAGCCAGUACUUUGCAAUUGUUGAAAAAACAGCUGGCAUUGGAACAAACUAUAGAGGACUAUGCUGAGACCAUUGGACUGCUCUCUCAGCAGUGUAGACAGCUGCUGGAACUGGGACAUCCAGACUGUGAACAGAUCAGCAAGCGUCAGUCUCAGAUCGACAGACUGUAUGUGUCUCUGAAAGAUCUUGUGGAGGAGAGGAAGUCUCGUCUGGAGCAGCAGUACUGGCUUUAUCAGCUCAACAGGGAAGUGGAUGAACUUGAGCAGUGGAUAGCAGAGAGGGAAGUCAUCGCCAGCUCCACUGAACUCGGGCAGGACUUUGAACAUGUUACUAUUCUGCAAGAGAAAUUUACCGAGUUUAUGGCAGAGACGGGAAGCCUGGGGCAGGAGAGAGUCACAGCUGUUAACCAUAUGGUCGAUGAGCUCAUAGAUUACGGCCAUGCGGAUGCCGCCACCAUCGCCGAAUGGAAGGAUGGAGUGAACGAGGCCUGGGCAGAUCUGCUAGAGCUGAUGGAGACACGUGGACAGAUGCUUGCAGCCUCACACCAGUUACACAAGUUCUUCUCAGACUGCCGAGAGGUGUUAACACAGAUUGAUGAAAAGCAACGGAGAUUACCAGAGGUUCGAGCUUGUCAGGGUGGCACAUCAAAUACCAGCACUCUUCAGAGACUUAUGCAGACUUUUGAACAUGAUAUUCAGCUACUUGUUGCACAGGUCAGACGGUUACAGGAGAGCGCAGUACAGCUCAGAACAGUGUAUGCUGGGGAAAAAGCAGAAGCCAUUGCCAUGCAGGAACAGGAAGUGAUGCAGACGUGGAAAGAGCUGCUCAAAUCUUGUGAGGACUGCCGGAUGCAGAUUACGACAGCAACAGACAAGCUACGUUUCUUUGGGAUGGUACGUGAUCAGCUGAUGUGGAUGGACAGCAUCAUCUGUCAGAUAGGAGCUGGAGAGAAACCAAGGGAUGUGUCGUCUGUGGAGGUUAUGAUGAACUAUCACCAGAGCCUUAAGAGCGAGGUGGAGGCGCGCAACAAGAGUGUCCUACAGUGUAUCGAGAUGGGCAAGACCUUACUGGCCGCUCGUAACCCUGCAUCAGAAGAGAUCAAAGAAAAGCUGGAGAAGGUUUUAGCCAAGCAGAGAGAGCUCACUGAGAAAUGGGACAAACAUUGGGAGGAGUUACAGCACAUGUUGGAGGUGCAUCAGUUUGCUCAGGAGGCAGUGGUAGCAGAGGCCUGGCUCCAAGCUCAGGAACCCUUUAUCAAUAGUAAUGAACUGGGCGGCAGUGUGGAUGAGGUGGAGCAGCUGAUUCGCAGACACGAAGCCUUUCGCAAAGCUGCUGCCACAUGGGAGGAACGCUUCAGCUCCUUACGACGACUCACCACGGUAGAGAAGAUAAAGGCGGAGCAAAACAAGCUUCCUCCAACUCCUUUACUAGGACGCAAAGUUUUUUUGGAUCCUCAGGACUCCUCUCCUGGCCGCAGCAGCCCUUCCUCUCUAAUAAGACAAACCAUCUACGAGCAGGGUGAGCCCCGGGUGGAGCGUAUCACCCCUCAACCCUCUCCAUCUUCUGUGGUCCGCAGGCUGGGUUCCACUGUGGCCAACUACACACCCAUCAUGAAUGGAGCUUCUGCUUAUCGCAUUCACGAAGCCAGGAAUGUUAGUAUUAUUGGUGUGGGUCCAGGACUGGGAACUGCCGUGGAUCAUAACGUCACUCAGUUGCGGGACGAAUUCAAGGCCCAAGCCCCGCUGAUAAAGAUGGAACAUGUUCACGAGGUGGUGCACCCCCUGCUGGACAGAGAGCGGGAACGGCAUCCCGAGAACGUGAUGGUUGAGGUGGUGCUCCAAGAGCCAGGCGGAGGAAGGGUCCGCCUUAACAGCGGGCCAGGAGGGAGCGGGAGCAGUCGUUCAGAGCUGCUGGUGGAGCAACAUCCACCUCCAAGGGAGUCACGGUUGGAGAGGCAGCUGUCUAGUGAGCAGUUGAUUCAGGCACGCAGAGACGAGCUACCUCAGGAGGUGUGGAGGGAACGAGCUGAGAGAGCAGAGAGAAGGCUGGAGAGACAAACGUCCAGUGAACAGGAGGGAUUUGAGGUACGGCGGCGAGACAGACAUCGACUAGAGAGACAGGGGAGCAGUGAGCAGGAGGGCAAGGAGCAGUCGGACCGACGAUCUGGUGGUGGUGAUAAAAAGUCCACGCUAGCUGAGAUUGUGGAGCAGCUUCAAGAAAGAGAAGCAGCACAGGCCCGAGGAGAGAUUCCACGUCUACCCAAUGGUUUUCCUGAGAAGUCGUCUCGACCAGACCGGCCACGGGCUCGCGACAGACCAAAACCGAGAAGAAGACCACGACCCAAGGACGCAUCGGCUGGUGAAACACGUCGCUCAAGGUCUGCCCCGGCUCAGAGCAGCCCAGCGGUACCCCUGCCUCUAACCCACACGGCCCAACACGAAGGCUUUCUCUUCCGCAAAGUAGACAUUGAUGGCCAGAAGAAAAGUUCGAACAGCAGAUCCUGGGUGAACCUGUACUGUGUGUUAAAUAAAGGUGAACUGGGCUUUUAUAAGGAUGCAAAGAACACCACCACACCUUAUAACAACGAGCCACUUAUCAACUUGAGCCGUUGUGCCUGUGAUAUCAACAUUGGUUAUAAGAAGAAGAAAAAUGUCUUUACACUCAAAACUAAAGAUGGCAGUGAACUCCUUUUCCAUGCUAAAGAUGAGGAUGAUAUGAAGAGCUGGAUCACAGGUAUAACGGCUAGUAUAAACGAGUAUGAAGACGUUACCAAACAGGGACAGACCAAUCCAACUACCUCAUCCACCGACGAGGGAACGCGCAGAGAAGGCAGCAGGGCAGGCAGCAGGGCAGGGGGAUCGGAGAGAGGUGAAAGGUCUGACAAAGCCGAUGGAGGAUCUGUGCGUUCAGACAAAGGGGAAAAGCCUGAAAAAAAGACAGGCAAGAAGAAAUAAGGCACUCCACAGCACCCAGUCAGUCUCUGUGAGACAGAGACCAGAACUUGACAAAAGCAGAAAAGUGCUCUGACAGAACCGAGAAUCAAAGGCGUCACUGUGAACUCCCUUCAUGUCUUGCUGUCCAGCUGCGUAUGGAAUCAGUCGGCACUGAGGUGCACCGAACUCUGCCACGUGUCAGAGAGCGCCCUCUAGUGUCUACUGAUGACCAUGUCCUAUUCAGGAGCUCCAUAGGGCCAAAGGAGCUGAUAGCAUAGGCAAAUGGAGUAUAAAAGAGAAAGAUGUUGUGGUCAAGUAGCUCAUGAAGAUUAUUUUCUAAUCUGUUUGUGAAAAAGAUGAUCCAUAUGUACAUGUACCCGUCACUAUUUGUAUAUUAUACGUCUUAACGCCAGUUCUAUACAAUCUCACGCUAAAGAGAAUGAAAAUAUGCCAAAAUCUUUCUCAAGGUUGAUCUUUUUCUGAAGAGCAUGUCUCUUUGUUUUGUAAGUUGUUUUGCUCUUUUAUACUAUUAAUGUAUUGAUUUGUAUUUAUUGGCUCUUCCACACAGUUUUUGAGUAUAGUCUCGCCACUUUGUAGACGACAGCUUCAUCAAACGCCAUAUCCGAGCAUGCCUAUACAAUUUAACGUUAAAAUAGAGGUCUGGUAAAAAGAGAAACAGCUUGUGAGCGUGUAUUCUCAAAUCUUAUUUUGAAGAAGAUAUCAAUCAUCAGUAUCAUAUUAUGCAUUAAAUGUAAAAUGUUAUGUUUAUUUGCUGUUGCGAUCAGUAAACCAAAUCCAGCUUGGUUGUACGUGUGUUUGUGUUUCUGCACGUGUGUACGCUAUACCCACUGCAUCUGACAUCCUGCUAUUUUGAACACAAGAUUGUUUACAUCUUUAUUUGUAUUUAAAAGUCUUCCAAGCACAGAACUGAUUGUUUUGUAAAUCAAUAUGUUUUUUUUUAAUCGGCAUAUCCUGCUUCCCUUAACAUAAUUUUAAACAUUGCAUUCAAGGCUAAAAGGAUAUAGGCUUUGUAAUGUUACACUGAAUUUUAUGUAAAUGUUAUUCUAGUAAUAGUCUUCCCUGACUGGUUUAAUAUUUUAUUUUGUGCUCCACCACUGUAUGGUUGUCUUAAAAUGUUAGUUUUGCAGGUAAUAGUAUAGAAAGCCCGUAGCUAGCAAAAAAUGCAAGAUAUAGUCAAAUGUUAAAGUACAUGCUUUAAACAACUCUGCAAACAGUGGCACAAGUCAAAUUCAGUUGUUAUUCCUGUUGUUUUAAUAUUUCAUCGCAUUUGAAAUUAAUGCAUGACAUUGUGGCUUCAUGAUGACAUGCAAUUUGUUUUAGUGCACACAAUACAGGGUUGAAGCAGAACAGCGUGUUAAAGGGAAACAUAAUCAUUUCAGGUAUCAUGUUUGUGCCUCAAUGUCUACAUCUUAAAAGUCUGUCUGUUUUAGUCCUUAAUGCAUUGUGUGUUGAUGUAAAAAUGCUAAAUGAUGUUAAAAGCAAUGGUCCUCUUUCUGUAAACUGAUCUUUCUGUAAACCAAUCACUGAGAGGGAGAUAAUGUUCAUGUAUGAUUUUUUUUUUUAUCAGUAUUAAUAAGUUAGUCUUCUGUCUGUAAGUUUGUUUUUCUUCUUAUCAAAACAGCAUCGUGCAAAUGCUUUUGUAAUGUACCAUGUUCUGCCAAUAUUUUGAAAUAUACAAUGGUCAGCUUCAUUUCUCUA
Molecule: messenger RNA, 9947 nt
Organism: Paramisgurnus dabryanus
Lineage: Eukaryota; Metazoa; Chordata; Actinopteri; Cypriniformes; Cobitidae
Gene: sptbn4b
Product: spectrin, beta, non-erythrocytic 4b
Cellular component (GO): spectrin
Molecular function (GO): actin binding; phospholipid binding; structural constituent of cytoskeleton
Source: RefSeq, a predicted model, not a curated record